UUGCCUUUUUCUCGAAGUGUUUUUCUGCUAAGCUGAAACCUUUAACAAAGAGAUAAACAUCUCUGAAUUGCGGAUAAAGUGUGCCGAAUUUAAGCCAUACAACUGCAUUGCCUUGCGAGCCAAGUACGCAGUGAAACUCUAGUCACAACAGUGAUCUCUUCCCCCUCGCUCGUGUGCGUGAGUGUGAGUCUGAAGAAGCAACAUAGAGUGAAGGUAGAAGGUGCCCCCAUCGUGUGUGAUAACAGAUUUCGCGAAUUCCACGUAAUUCCUUUUUGAGUACGCGUGCGAGCUAACGUGUAGCCAAAAGUAUAUCCUCCCUCACCAACCGCAUCGUAGUUUCUACGCAAAAAUGUCGUACGCUUACUUGUUCAAAUACAUCAUCAUAGGAGACACAGGUGUGGGCAAGUCUUGUCUGUUGCUGCAGUUUACCGACAAACGUUUCCAACCGGUGCACGAUUUGACGAUCGGAGUUGAAUUCGGAGCACGCAUGAUCACCAUCGAUGGCAAGCAAAUUAAGCUACAGAUCUGGGAUACGGCCGGACAGGAAGCAUUCCGGUCUAUCACGCGUUCAUACUAUCGGGGUGCUGCUGGUGCCCUGCUCGUGUACGAUAUUACACGCCGCGAAACAUUCAACCACCUGACCACCUGGCUGGAAGACGCUCGGCAACACUCAAACUCGAACAUGGUCAUCAUGCUGAUCGGCAAUAAGAGUGAUCUUGAUUCACGCAGGGAGGUAAAGAAGGAAGAAGGGGAAGCCUUUGCACGCGAACACGGACUGGUGUUCAUGGAAACGUCCGCUCGUACUGCGGCCAACGUCGAGGAAGCGUUCAUCAACACCGCGAAGGAAAUCUACGAAAAGAUUCAGGAAGGUGUCUUUGAUAUCAAUAAUGAGGCUAACGGCAUAAAGAUUGGGCAGCAGCACUCCCCGACGAGCCCGUCGUUGGGUAGUGGUAAUAGCCCAGGUGGACCGGCUAGCAGUGGAUGCUGCUAAGCGUCGUGCCGCCAGCCACCGACGAUCAUGAUGUGCAAUGCCGUACCCGACGAAGGUCCACCGCUGGGCCGAAGUUGGGAUGAAAUUAAGUAAUUGGGUCUAACAACUGGAUUGGAAUAACGGGAGGUUUGCGUGUUUUAGCGUUCUAUCGGUCGUGUCUUAGCGUUUCUUCCUUUUGCUAUUCAAAUUUGGCUGGCAAUUGUGUACCACACCAAACCAUCUGGGGCCGCUAGCAAGUGCUGAAGGAAAGGGACCCGAUGUUCGAACGCUAGAAACGCAACAAGGCGAUCAAACAGAUGGAGAACAGUUGAGGCUGCAUUUUCUUUCCCUUCACAGAAACACGCAAAACAAUUGAAAAGAAAAAUACAAUAACACGGUAAAGCGAGAAAGUGCAUAAUGCAUCAUAGGCAGUAAUGAAAGAUCAGCUUAUGGGAUGUAAAUGCGAUCUUUGCUUGAAUGGGCAUGAAAAUCGGUGGAUAGAUGAUAAACUACAUUACAAAGCUGAUAUGACCCAGGAAUGACCGCCGAUGCAAGUGCAUAGACGCAUGGGAAAGAGUGCAGCAUUAGAGCGUAAUAGAAAGGGAAACACUAAAAACUAAACUAAACCAAACCAAUUCCAAUCUUGUGAUGGGGAAUAUGUGUGUAAGUGUACGUGUGAAAAGUAACCAAAAGGGAAAAGAGGAAAAAACAAUGCGAAAAUGAACAAUAAAAACGAGAUAAAAGACAAAACAACCAAAAGACAACAGCGAACAGAAAUGCAUCCCUGAAAGACGAAGCCUCCAGCUGAGGGACAAAAGCAGAGCAAGGAGCAGCAAAUUCUUGGACAUCCGGGACGGGAGCUGAUGAUCGCCUGGCCCUAAGCCCAUCUGGGGCGCAAUAUAACGAACGCGGUGUACUAUUUUGGGUGGAUGGCGGCUGUAACUAGUAACGUACAUAUUUUUACUCUUGACAACACUAUACACUAACAUUUCUCGAGCAGCAGCUUUUGAAGGGCUCCACCUAACGAGACCCGCAAUCCGGAUAGGGAAACUCUCGGAAAACACGCAUCCAUUGCACAGUAAUAUUGGCAUACUGGCUUCAGCUGGAAAAGCUCAUUGCGUUUAUGUUGCUCUUGGUUGUUAAUUUAAUUUUCACUAACUGGUCGAAUCACUUCUUUUGUGUCUUUUGAAGCUUUAUGCAAUGCACUUCAUAUACCAUCCUUCUGUAAGUUUGGUUAUUACGUACGAUUCGUUGAAAUGCUGAAUAGUCGCUUCGUUCCGUCUGAAGACUUUCACAUCUGCGUCUUUGGGGAGCUUAUCUUCGGUUUUUAGUUGGGUUUGCGCUAAUGUCAUUGAAUGAAAUAAAGUACCAUAAGGAGUUAUCAGCAUGUUGCAAAACAUAUGUAAUAUUUAGUAUGUUAGUCCAACUUCUUGGCCAGCCAGUCUAUUCGUUACUGUGGCACAUUUAAUCCCGCAUUAUCGAAGAUCUUCCCAUAAAAUCUCAUAAUGUUUACUUUAGCAAAGAUUUAAUAUCCUUCCCGGGAACGUAACAACGUUCAGAUGAAUGUGUUUCAAGCUUUUUUUACAGAAGAAAAUUAUACACCUUUAUCGUCCAAACUCCGUGUUAACGUUAUAAGUUAGUCACUUUAAUUUAUAAACUUGAAUAGUUCUCUUCUCAUUCAUACUUUUAUUACGCGCCUAUGCCGCGAGUAAAACAUCUUUUUAAACCUUCCCUCCCCCCUCUUCGAUUGCCUAUUAAUGAUACAUUAAACACAACUGAACUAUUACAAGCGAUAAGAUAAUAGAUUUAAAUUUUCAGCAAACAAUUAAUGAUUGCAAUAAAGAAACCCAUUUGUACUGCAAAUUGGCACACAGAAAAACACAUACACACAUAUAUUAUGGAUAAUUGUAAUGAUCGAGUGAUGGCAAAUAAGGACACGAACCUACGGAGCAUCUCGGCCGACAAAACGUCGGAAGAGAUUAACUGCCUAUGGUAUAGAUAACAGUACAGAAAUAAAUAAAUCAAACAAACAACAACAACAAAGGCAACGGAACUGAAACCAGCUGAAUUCCACUUUAAUGUGUGUGCCAUUUGAUUGUUUCGUUUGAAAGGUGUGAUCAUAAACAAUAUAAAUUCGACAGCAUGUACAAUCUA
Molecule: messenger RNA, 3124 nt
Organism: Anopheles funestus (African malaria mosquito)
Lineage: Eukaryota; Metazoa; Arthropoda; Insecta; Diptera; Culicidae
Gene: Rab2
Product: ras-related protein Rab-2A
Exons: 5
Coding region: 350-991 (213 amino acids)
Cellular component (GO): Golgi apparatus
Molecular function (GO): GTP binding; GTPase activity
Source: RefSeq, a predicted model, not a curated record